AUGGAGACACAAAAGCAAGAAGAGGAGGAGCAACUGGUAACUCGAUGGGAAGUAUCGGCUGAAAAGGGGGGCAAAAUUGACUACGACAAGCUUAUUGACAAGUUUGGCUGCCAACGCCUCGAUCAAUCGCUGGUCGCCGUGUUGCGCGCCUCACCGGCCGUUCGCCCCACGUGUUCCUUCGAAGAGGGGUGGACAGAAGUUUUAUUUGUACACUGGCCGUGGUCCAUCCUCCGAGGCCUUGCAUUUGGGUCACCUUGUGCCGUUCAUGUUCACCAAGCUGCUCCAUCCUUUCCAAGUUCAUUUCCACAUCUCUUCUCUGGAAAAGAUGAUCUUCACUGCUUGAUUCCUUGUGCGAUCGACCAGGAUCCUUACUUCCGAAUGACGCGUGAUGUUGCUCCUAGAAUAGGUUACCACAAGCCUGCUCUGAUCGAGUCAUCAUUCUUCCCAGCACUUCAGAUCAGUAGGGUCGACGUGGAGGUGGCUGAGCGAUGCGCGGGUUGCCAAGGAGAAACAGGGAAAAUGUCUGCCAGCGACUCAAAUUCUGCUAUAUAUGUUACUGAUUCUGGGAAUGAUAUAAAGAACAAGAUAAACAAAUGCGCAUUCUCUGGUGGCCAAGAUUCUAUUGAAAAUCACAGGAAGUAUGGAGCAAACCUUGAGGUAGACAUGCCCAUUAAAUAUCUUGGUUUUUUCCUGGACGAUGAUUCUGAACUUGAACAUGUCAAAAAGGAAUAUGGGGCAGGCCGUAUGCUAACAGGUGAAGUGAAGAACCGGCUUAUUGAAGUUCUAACAGAAAUUGUUGAAAGACAUCGUAGGGCUAGAGCUGCCGUUACAGACGAGAUGGUAGAUACGUUCAUGGCAAUACGGCCGCUUCCCAAUAUGUUCAACUAAAUUUGCAGGCUACGAUAAAUCCUGACGAUCAACAUGAAGAACACUUUAAACACACAAGAACCAUUUAUUGAUAUUUAUUAUACAAUUGUGUUCCAUGCACCCUUAAUUUUUAGCUCAUUACAGAAUAGAAGAAAAUAUAUGAAAAGAACAAAAUUUGCAUCAAUUUUUUGUCUUGUCUUCUAUAGCUGAUGGAUGGUAUUAUAAUUCAAUAGUAAUGAAGAAGAUGUUGUUGACAUGCUUUAACAGCAUGGAUU
This is a messenger RNA of Olea europaea var. sylvestris, 1142 nucleotides long. RefSeq names its product tryptophan--tRNA ligase, cytoplasmic-like. The record is from RefSeq and is a predicted model, not a curated record. Gene Ontology annotation, biological process: tryptophanyl-tRNA aminoacylation. Gene Ontology annotation, molecular function: tryptophan-tRNA ligase activity; ATP binding. Bases 1 to 888 code for a protein of 295 amino acids. The transcript is spliced from 10 exons. Gene Ontology annotation, cellular component: cytoplasm. NCBI's taxonomy places the organism in Eukaryota, Viridiplantae, Streptophyta, Magnoliopsida, Lamiales, Oleaceae.